Messenger RNA from Microthlaspi erraticum, 2328 nucleotides. NCBI's taxonomy places the organism in Eukaryota, Viridiplantae, Streptophyta, Magnoliopsida, Brassicales, Brassicaceae. The record is from the annotation of a GenBank genome assembly.
AUGAACGCACAAUGCGGAGCAGCUUCAACAUCUGGAGAGUGGAAGAGAGGCUGGCCAAUGCGAUCCGGCGAAUUAGCCUCUCUCUGCGAUAAGUGCGGGUCUGCAUACGAGCAAUCCAUUUUCUGCCAAGUGUUCCACGCUGAGGAAUCUGGUUGGAGGGAGUGUAAUUCAUGUGACAAGCGUCUUCACUGUGGAUGCAUUGCGUCCAGAUUUAUGAUGGAGCUUCUUGAUAAUGGCGGCGUUACUUGUAUAAGCUGCGCCAAGAAAUCCGGACUAUUUUCUAUGAAUCUCGGCCACGAAUCCAACGGUAGGGAAUUCCCCACAUUUGCUUCAGCAGAGCACGUAGGCAGUUUUCUUGAGAGGACAAAUCUCAAGCACUUGCUUCACUUUCAAAGAAACGGACCUUCUCAUCAAUCUUUCCUCCAAAUGAAACAAGAAGAGUCUCUGCUUCCUGCAAGACUCGAUGCUCUUAGACAAAAACCUGAAAAGAAAGAAUACCAGGAGCUAUCCGCACAGCCAAACUUGAGCAUUUCGCUUGGACCUACGCUUAUGACAAGUCCGUUUCACGAUGCUGUCGUUGAUGACAGAAGCAAGACAACUCCGGUUUUCCAGCUGGCCCCUCGGUCCAGACAACUCCUUCCAAAACCUGCAAGUUCAGCUCCCACUGCUGCUCCCAUGGAGCCUAAUGGGAGCAUGGUCUCGCAGAUUCUUGUCGCUCGUCCUCCUCCAGAAGGUCGCGGGAAGACGCAGUUGCUUCCCCGUUACUGGCCUAGGAUUACUGACCAGGAGCUGCAACAACUAUCUGGACAGUAUCCUCAUCUCUCCAAUUCCAAAAUCAUACCACUCUUUGAGAAAGUUCUGAGUGCAAGCGAUGCGGGUCGUAUAGGGAGACUGGUUCUUCCAAAAGCAUGUGCAGAGGCAUAUUUUCCACCUAUCUCUCAACCGGAGGGCCUCCCGCUAAAGAUACAAGACAUAAAAGGGAAAGAAUGGGUGUUCCAGUUCAGGUUUUGGCCUAAUAAUAACAGUAGGAUGUACGUUUUGGAGGGUGUGACUCCUUGCAUACAGUCCAUGCAGUUGCAAGCUGGUGACACUGUAACGUUCAGCCGCACGGAACCUGAAGGAAAACUCGUAAUGGGAUACCGUAAAGCGACAAACUCUACAGCAGCACAGAUGUUCAAGGGAAGCAGUGAACCCAAUCUGAACAUGUUUUCCAACAACUUGAGUCCGGGAUGUGGUGACAUCAACUGGUCUAAACUUGAGAAGUCCGAGGACAUGGCAAAGGAUAACUUAUUGCUUCAGCCGUCACUGAUUUCAGCCAGGAAACGUGUUCGGAACAUUGGCUCUAAGAGCAAGCGACUGCUCAUGGACAGCGUAGAUGUUCUUGAACUGAGACUAACUUGGGAGGAGACACAGGAGCUUCUCCGGCCGCCUCAAUCCGUCAAACCGAGCAUCUGUACGGUAGAAGAUCACGAGUUUGAAGAAUAUGAUGAACCACCAGUUUUUGGGAAGAGGACUGUUUUUGUGUCACGUCAAACAGGGGAACAAGAGCAAUGGGUUCAGUGUGAUGCUUGUGGGAAAUGGCGACGGCUGCCUGUGGAUACUCUUCUUCCACCAAAGUGGUUGUGCUCCGAUAAUCUCUUGGAUCCUGCCAGGUCUUCAUGUUCUGCUCCUGAUGAACUCUCCCCAAGAGAACAGGAUACGCUUGUCCGGCUGAGCAAAGAGUUCAAGAGGAGGAGACUGGCGUCAUCAAACGAAAAGUUAAGCCAGGAGCAGGAGGGAUCAGCUCUGGAUACUCUAGCAAAUGCAGCCACAGGUGGACAAGGGGAGACGGUGGUUGCAGCCACGACCAAGCACCCAAGACACAGGGCAGGGUGUUCGUGCAUCGUCUGCAGCCAGCCGCCGAGUGGGAAAGGCAAACACAAGCCAACAUGCACUUGCACUGUGUGCGAGGCGGUGAAGAGACGGUUCAAGACGCUGAUGAUGCGGAAGCGGAACAGGAGUGAAGCAGGGCAGGCAAGCCAGCAGGCGCAGUCAGAGAGCAGAGACGAGACAGAAGUGGAGAGCAUUCCAGUGGUUGAACCAGCCGCGGCAGGAGGGGGAAGCAUCGACUUAAACACAGACCCGGGGGCUUCUCGAGUCAGCAUGAUGAGACUUCUCCAAGCUGCAACUUUUCCUCUGGAGGCUUACCUGAAACAAAAGGCUGUUCCCAAUACAGCAGCAGCAGAACAGCAAAGCAGUGAUAUGGUAAGCACAGAGCAGGGUGGUUCGUCCUCAGCUGCACAAGAACAUGACAGAGACACGAACGGAGCUCCUGAGCCUCUAAAUUAA